AUGGAUAACAUCAGUGAAGAUGAAGUUGAAAAAGCUAUCAAGAAACUGAAGAACAACAAAGCAGCAGGUGCAGACAAUAUAACAGCUGAACUCCUGAAGCAUGGAUUCGAUUCUGCACACAGAGAAUCGCCAUGGAAAAUUGCCUCACUGUAUGGCGUUCUGCAGAAAUUCAUAGCAAUCAUUCAGAACAUCUACAAGAACAGCAGUUGCUGCAUAAAAAUGCAAGAAGGAAAUACAGAGUAUUUUGCUAUCAAAACAGGGGUGAGACAAGUCUGCAUUAUGUCACCAUUCCUCUUCCUGCUGGCAGUUGAUUUCAUCGUGAAAAAGGCAAUAGACGGAAAAAAUCUGGGUAUUCAAUGGCAACAACAGCAGCAACAACAAAACCAACAACAACAACAGUUGGUUGACCUUCACUUUGCUGAUGACAUUGAACUUCUGGAAGAAUCCAGAGAAGGACUGCAGCAACUGACAACAAAUCUUGCUGAAACAGCUGGUAAAAUUAGUCUCAGAAUCAGUCAUGAAAAGACCAAGGUUAUGCAAGUAUGGGUAGAGGACAAACAAAGCAAUGUAAAAAUAACAGUUGGAAAUCAGCAAGUUGAAGAUGUUACCAGCUUUUCAUACCUGGGCAGCGUACUAGCGAGUGAUGGAGGGGCAGAUAGUAAUGUCAAAGUGAGAGUUGGCAAAGCUGCAGCAGUUUUCAGAAAGAUGGGGAAAAUCUGGGCAAGUAAAAGCAUUGAUUUGGAAAUAAAAUUGCGUCUAUUCAGCACCAUCGUGUUACCAACAGCACUGUAUGUCAAUGAAACUUGGAAAGUAACAUCAACAAUAUCCAAUAAAAUGGAUGUAUUCCAUCAGAGGUGCUUGCGGAAAAUAUUGAAGAUCUCCUAUCGCGACCACAUCACAAAUACUGCAGUCCUCCAGCGAGCACAGUCAAGAAGGUUGCAAGACAUCGUGGCAGAGAGAAGAAUGAGACUAACCGGGCACAUUUUCCGUAUGCCAGACCAAUGGCACGCCAAAACAGCAUUUAGAUGGGAACCACCUAACGGAAAGAGAAAGAGAGGAAGACCAAAAACAACAUGGCGCAGAUCAUUCAAAGCAGACAUAGCAGUAAUAAACAGAAAAUGA
This is a messenger RNA of Octopus bimaculoides (California two-spot octopus), 1122 nucleotides long. RefSeq lists its product as uncharacterized. Lineage: Eukaryota; Metazoa; Mollusca; Cephalopoda; Octopoda; Octopodidae. The record is from RefSeq and is a predicted model, not a curated record.